This is a messenger RNA of Xiphophorus couchianus (Monterrey platyfish), 4550 nucleotides long. Its product is annotated as SITS-binding protein. The transcript has 10 exons. NCBI's taxonomy places the organism in Eukaryota, Metazoa, Chordata, Actinopteri, Cyprinodontiformes, Poeciliidae. The record is from RefSeq and is a predicted model, not a curated record. Bases 769 to 2850 code for a protein of 693 amino acids.
UAAUAUAUAAUUUACUUUUUUCUUAAAACAAAUGAACUUUUUGUUCAUACUCUAAGUUAUUGAGAUGUACUUAUGGAUGCUUACCAUCACAAGAUGCUAUUUUUAACAAACCAAUUUACAUGUUUCCCAGCAAUGUCACGUAAAAAUCAGACCCCUCACUCUCAAUAUGACAUCUCUCAACUGUUUUUACGCACGGAGAGCGCAAGGAGAAGUUGCGCACGCACCUGAACUGGGAGGGGAGAGGGGUUCCUUCUCUCCGGGCUGCCCGCUCCUUUCUCACCCGCAGUGGGCAACUCCACGACUCUGCCAACCCCUUUUUGAUCCCCCACUUCCCCCUCCGCCGUUCCCCCGAAAAACCCGGUGUUACGUCAGAAAGUGCACGACAGGCAGACUCGGAGGAGCUAAACGUAGAUGUUGCUGCCAAACCCGGCUCGGGGCUGCUCCCGAGCUCACUGCAGCCAAUGCAAUAUAAAAACACAAACUUUUUAAAGCAGCGACAGUAUGCGGUAAGUCAAUUGUUAAUUCAUGCUUGUUCGUCUCCUAGCUGGGAUUUAUUUUUCUCACAGCUUUCUUCACGUGACAGGUCACUGUUGCUGGCACAAUUACGCGCAAAACAGAGCAGGAGAAUAAACGGUGUACAGAUAAGGAGUAGACUGGUUUACUGGUUUGAACAAAAAGAGUAUGAUAUGAUGAUGCAACAGAGAUUUUUGACACACGGAUGUUUUUGCAUUUUUGAAGUUUGAUUCUUUGUUGAUCUGAAAAACAAACAUGCCCCACGCUCGAAAUAGGAACCCUAGUCCCAUCCCGGAGGUAACAUGGGACACGGGACUGAAGGAGAUGAACGAGACGUGGAAAGGGGCAAUAGCCUGUCUGGGGGUGGCUGUCUUCUUUGUAAUGACCAUCGGGAUUAUUUACUGGCAAGUGGUGGACCAGCCCAACAAGAACUGGAUCCUCAGGGGAACUUUCAGCGGAUUGAUCUGGGAGAGAAGAACCCAUUCGCUGGUCAUACAGACUCUGAUGGAGGACAGGACCUACGUGGAGAUAGACGUCGGGAACGUGGGGAACCCCGACAUCGAGGUUCCCUUUGUGAGGAACCUGUGCUGGCUUAAUAAAACAGAGUUCUGCUACACCUGGGACUCGGUGGCCGAGGUGAAGAUCUCGCUGGAGGCGAGCGAGGAUGCAGAGACGGAGUGCUACAGCAUGGCCUGGACGCCGGUGAACUGUCAUGUGGAGCUGAAGGACUGCUUCUCUAUGGCCAAUGUCUCCUGGUACGGCGGCGCGAAUGUCCAGGGUCAGACUUGGCCCAUUAAUGAUCAGAACAUCACAAUGCAGCCCUACAUCGUCAGCAAUCUUAAGGACAGUCCCUCUGGAUAUGGCUCUCCACUGGAACGCUACUUCCUGGGUUCAUCGGGAGUCACAGUGCUUGUGUCUCCUGACAUCCCCAUGCAGCUCGGGUUGGACUGCAGACAGCAGUUCUGCUUGAAGUCGCUGCCUAGUAUGGAGCGCCUCCCUCUCCAGUACACUGUGUGUGUGGCCCGCAACGUUAAAGCCGCUCACCUGGAAGCCGUGCAGCAGCUUUCCGAGCUUAGCAGGGAGCUGCCAAACAUGAAAACGUUGUGGCUGCCGUUCUGGAAGUUCCUCACCAAUGUGGACACGGGGCCGAAAGUGGAGAAGGAACUGCGAACCUUCUCCAAUCGUCUGAGGAGACACCAGUUGGGGGAGGGAGUCAUUAGCCUCAAUGAACAUUCCACCACCCUCCUUUCAGAAAUGGACCACGACUACCUCAACAGCAGGAAAAGAGGGAUGUCCAAGAGACUGACCAGGGACCUCCCACUUGUCAAGCUUCUUAACAUUUCCAUCACCCUGUCUCCUUUCCUGGGCGUGGACACCACGCAGUUCCACAACUCCCUCACUGACGGCACAGAGGACUACUGGCUCAGUCUUCCCUCAGCCACUCAUGGGAAACUGAUCCCUGUGCUGACCCAGUGGCGAGGAAAGUUCUGUGUAAAGCUGAACCUCACUAACCCAGCCGCUGUGAGCUGGUUCCUGGACAGAGUGGAGUCGCUACAGGCCCAUUUAGGGAUGGAGUACAUUGUACUGGAGGGGGCAGAGGGGAAUCUGUUUGAGGAGCAGGCCCUGCGAACACCGCUGGUUCUGAGUGGAGAUAAAUACAUUGAACUUCUGGCUGACAUGGCCACCAGCAUAGGAGACUCCACCAUCAUGACAGCUGGAACUAGGUCAAGCCACAUGCCUCUGUUCAUCAAGAUGGCACCCUUACAAUCUGACUGGAGUCCAACGGGUUUGAGGGCAGUCAUUCCCUCCUUGUUGCACCAUGCCUUGGUGGGAUACAACUUCCUCAUUCCCGAUGCAGUAGGAGGCUCUCUGUCUGGAGACCUGGUCACCGAUAAGGAGCUGUUUAUCCGGUGGCUGGAGAUAGCAGCUUUUCUUCCUGUUCUCAGCUUCCAUACGCCACCCUGGGUCUUUGGUGAGGACCAGGUGUUGAAUCUGACCCGGAUUUAUAUGACAAAGCACCAGACGGAUGUGGUUCCACUACUACAGAAGUAUGCAGAGGAGUGGCAGUUGACCGGAAACCCCAUCUACCGUCCUUUGUGGUGGCUCAGUCCCAGUGACCCCAUGACUUUCACCACCGAUGACCAGUUUUUAAUUGGAGACGAGGUCCUGGUGGCACCAAUAGUGGAGAAGGGAGCAGUCCAGAGGGAUAUUUAUUUACCAGAUGGGGGCUUCCAGUGGCAAGACAGCCAGAGUGAGCAGGUGUUUGAUGGCGGGACGUUUCUGGAGGAUUACCCUGUUCCUCUGGAGGAGGUGGCUGUUUUCUUACGGAGAAGCUGAGUCCUGACUAAUCUCUUUAGUCGCCCAACUGUUACUGUUUUGAAUCAAAUUCUUAAAAAAAUAUUUUUCUGAAAGUGUUCUGAUCUCAACUUGCACUUUUCCACUAAAGACCAUUGACACUGUCUCAACGUCUGACUUGAGAUGACAUGUAGAAAGACUUUUUUUUUUAUACUUGCACUUUAAAGUUUGAAAUUGUUACCCUUUUCUCUUUGUGAUAUGUUUUCUUCCUUUUUUAAGUUAAUCAAUGUUACCUCCCGGCUGAUUUUCUGGGCUUUUAUUUUUUAUUCAAUCAUCUUUCUUGUGUAUAGUUCCUGAAAGAUCUGUGUGUUUACAUACUGCCUUUCAACAGUCUUUAAUUUUUGUUGUUGUUGUUGUUGCUGCUGGUUCUCUUCAUAAAGAGGAACAAAGCAUUGUAGGCUUAAAAGAAUCUCUCCAGAAGACCAAAUGAAGAAAUGGAAAAAUAGAGGAAGACUUUUGAAACAGCUAUUUUUGAGGGAACUGCUUAGUAGAAGAAAACUGGGUCACACACCAAAAGUCACAAAUUGGGAUAUUAGCACUGUGGUAUUGAAGGACUUGCUCAGUCAUUGGAAAAAAGGCUUUUACUUGAACCAAAAGAGCUGAGAGGCAGAUGCUUUAUGAAUGUACCUCAGAUUUCGGAUGCUCACUGCUUUGUGAAGCUGUUACAACAGUUCAUCACCAACUAGCAUGUUUUCAGUGAUUAGUUUAUCUAAUUUAGUACAGCUCUGUUGGACAUUCUUAGUACUGUAUUCACAUGAACUUGAGGCCAAGCCACUGUUUUUUAUAACUGUGCAUAUUUCUGCAUUUAAAUCUGAUUGUUUUUUUGGGGUUUUUUUUACAAUUGAUUAGAGCUGGUGAUGAAUUUAGAAUGCUUUGUUAGUGCAAGAACUAAGCAUUUAUUGGUAAAACUUUGGAAAUUUUCUGAUAGGAUUCUUGUCACAAAUACAGUCUCUGUGUCUUAGUUGGCUUCGUUGGCUCUGUGUCUUUAGACGGCCUCAUUCACAUACGUCAUCCUCUUCGGUUUAAUAGCUUAUUAAUAUUCUGAACCAAUGCUCUUAUAAGAUUUGUGUUUAAAUUCAAAAUCUGCCCAGAUAAAAGAAAAUAUUUUUUACUCAAUAAUUACUUUGUAUUUUUAUAUGGUUGUUGUAGAUGUUUAGAAAAGUUUUUAUUAACUGAUUUGCUCUUUGCAAAACUAUCUUAACUGGCCAGCAGUGAUAUUACAGGCUUUGUGUCUCCAUAUAAAUUAGCUGAGCAGAUAUCAGUACUAAUCAGCUAAUACACUCAGGUCUAAUGAAUCUUAUCAGUUCACCAAAUGUCUUAUAGCGGCUUAGCAUAUUAUGAUCACACUGAUGUCUUAAUCUGUCACAGAGCAGAAUGUACAAUGUGCACACAAGGAUUUUCCAAAGCCUUUCUGGUGAGAAGUUCUAGUUCUGAUGAGAAAUCUUAAAAGAAUGUUUUUGCUCUUUUUAAACAUGUUGCAGGAAGAGCUUUUGCGUGUCGGUCCUUUAAUGUACGGAUGGAGCGAACCAGAUGCCUUAUUAAUGUGCUAAACUUAAAAUUCACACUAAGAUGUGUUUCUGGACUAUUGCUGUAUUAGAAACUGUGCCAUUACAUGUGUUUAUCUUUUCUCUUUUCUGUAAAUUGGGAUUGUAGAAUGAUGCAAUAAAGUUUACAUUUUCUUA